Molecule: messenger RNA, 2202 nt
Organism: Spathaspora passalidarum NRRL Y-27907
Lineage: Eukaryota; Fungi; Ascomycota; Pichiomycetes; Serinales; Debaryomycetaceae
Exons: 1
Coding region: 1-2100 (699 amino acids)
Biological process (GO): intracellular iron ion homeostasis; iron ion transport; copper ion import
Cellular component (GO): plasma membrane
Molecular function (GO): ferric-chelate reductase activity
Source: RefSeq, a predicted model, not a curated record
AUGAAGAUUCUCUGCUUAGUGUUUAUCUUUGCAAUUGGAGCUCUUGCCCAUGGUAGCGGACUUGAAUUUUAUAAGCAGGCUGCUCCAUUGUAUGGUUGCAACUAUAUAAUAAGCUAUACUGGUUAUCAUUUUUGUCCACCUACUGACAAGACGUGUUUGUGUACCAAUGAAAACUCAGUUGCUACCAUUGCAGGAUGUCUCGCUAACACGAAUAGUAACACUACAUAUGUAGUUGAUCACUUUGUCCCUGAAUACUGUCACGAAUAUUACUUAACUGAAUUGGAACCAGAUUGGUAUAAUAAGGCGUUAGAAUACUUCAACAAGAAUGCCAGGAACGCUUCUGAGGUAGAAGCUACUGAAACCCCCAUUGAUUUCCCAAUUAGGUUUGAGCAAGCAGAACUAGAAAGAUACCAAGCUACUUCUAUCAACUAUUUCAAUAACCGUGAUGAUUCGAUUUGGUACGGAGUAGCCUUAUUUGGAUUUUGGUUAGUUGUCUUAAUUAUCGCUGCUGUUAGCCAUUGGUCUAAAAUUUUAUUCCCUGGUUUCAUUAAGAAAAUGACUGGUCCUAUUUCCAACUUUUGGAGAAAAUACAUUUCUGCUCCAGCACUAUUAGGUAAAAGAAAAGCUCAAUUCAUGCCUGGGUUUAAAGUUCUCGAUAGCUUGAUCCCUUCUAGAUACGAAUCGAUUGUGGUUGCUUUAUUUUAUAUCGUUACCAUAAUUACCCAAUCAAUUAAUUUGAAAGCAAUUGAAAAUGAUCCUGUCUACGGAACAAAAUAUGCAGCAGAGAUGAGAUAUGUUGGUGAUAGGACGGGUAUUGUGGGAACUAUUAUUAUGCCAUUGGUGAUGUUAUUUGCUGGUCGCAAUAACUUCUUACAAUGGUUGUGUGGGAUCAAUUAUGCAACAUUCCUUUGCUAUCAUCGUCAUAUCGCAAGAGUUAUGUUUAUGUUAGUUGUGGUCCAUUCAGUAACUUAUUCUAUCUUUGAAGAAGAAUAUUAUUAUUCUGACUUCAAACAACCUUGGUUUUACUGGGGUGUCAUUGCUACUACAAUUGGAGGAUUCAUGUUAAUCCAAAGUAUUCUUUACCUCAGAAGAUACUGGUACGAAAUGUUUUUAUUCAUACAUAUUGUUUUUGCUGCUGUAUAUAUUGCAGGUACUUGGAUACAUAUUGUUAAUUUGGGAUAUGGUAUUAUUUUAUAUCCAAGUGUGGCUGUUUGGUGUUUUGACAGGUUGGUAAGAUUGUGUCGAUUAACCUACUUUGGAUUCCCUGAACUGACUCUCACAUUGGUAGGCAAUGAAACAAUCAAGGUGACCAUUCCCAAACCUAGGUAUUGGUCUCCAAUUCCUGGAGGGCAUGCAUUCAUUCACUUUAUCAAACCAACUUAUUUCUGGCAAUCACACCCAUUCACAUUCACAAGUUCAGCCGAAGAAAACAAUAUUGUCAUGUAUAUUAAGCUUAAGGGUGGUGUAACUCACAGCUUAUACAAAUUAUUGAAUAAGUCCCCAGGUAAGACUAUGAUUAUGAGAGUCGGUGUUGAAGGUCCUUACGGUGAGGCUACACCAGCAAAAUAUUCUGACAAGGCUGUUUUCAUCGCUGGUGGUAAUGGGAUCCCUGGUAUUUAUUCAGAGAUCUAUGAUAUUGGUUUAAGAGCACCAAAGGCAAGUAAGCAGGUAUUAAAAUUGAUUUGGGUUAUUAGAGAUUACGCCUCUAUUUCUUGGUUCCACGAAGAGCUUAAAACCUUGCAAAAUACCAACAUAGACAUCACCAUUUAUGUUACUAGACCUUCUAACUUCAGUAAAAUUGAAGAAUCAAAUAGUUCAAAGGAAGGAUCUAUCAAAUCUUCUGAAUUGGUCAAUUCAUAUGAAAGUGUGGAUGUAAUUGAACAAUUGAAAGAAUUGUCUCACAUUCAUUUCAAAGAAGGUAGACCAAAUCUUGAGCAAUUGGUUCAAGACGAAGUUAAGGAUUCUCCAGGAUCGAUUGCUUUUGUUGUUUGUGGACAUCCAAUCAUGGUAGAUGAAGUUCGUUACCAAUGUGUCAAGAACAUUGGAAACCCAGAAAAGAAAAGAGUUGAUUUCUACGAACAACUUCAAGUUUGGGCUUAGAUUCGUAAAUAUAUGUAUUGCCAAUUUGACUCCCCUAGAUUUAUUAAUUUUACAUCCUGUGAAUUUAUAUUUAAUUAGAAUUUCGAUAAUAUAAAUUAGUGU